Molecule: messenger RNA, 5123 nt
Organism: Ruditapes philippinarum (Manila clam)
Lineage: Eukaryota; Metazoa; Mollusca; Bivalvia; Venerida; Veneridae
Exons: 7
Coding region: 1-4626 (1541 amino acids)
Biological process (GO): signal transduction
Molecular function (GO): protein binding
Source: RefSeq, a predicted model, not a curated record
AUGGCAUCUGAAGAUCCAGAAAAUCGGAUAAAUCUAUUCCGUUUGCAAAUUCUAAUAAUAGAUGGGGGCCUGCUUGUAUUGAGAAGUAUACUUUAUCAGACCAUAGCUGCCAAAGGCCUAACUCUAAGGGCAUGUCUUAGAAAUGAAAGUCUAACAAUUACACGAUUGCUUGGCCGCAAUGUUAUCACCCAGGAUCAAUAUGACAUAUUGUUCCCAGUGGGUGGUCAAGACCCAACUACGGCAGAUAUGGACAUUACGCUUAUAACUUGCCUUCUUGCAAACCUUAAAUGUUUCGGAUUGAAUAAGAAAUUUAAAUGGAAUGCGACACCCGUAUCAACCGAUACAUCAGUUGAAGCAGAUAUAUGUCGUUUGAGAAAUUUCCGGAAUAAAAUCUGUCAUAUGCCAACAACAGCUGGGAUAGAACAAAAUGAGUUUUUAGCUGUAUGGAAUGAAAUCGAGCAGAUACUUAUUCGACGAAACACCCCGGGUCUUAAUAUUCAUCAAACAAUUGCUGAUUUCAAGACGUGUCCUCUUGAUCCAGAGGAAGAAAGAAGGAUAAAGGAAGAAAUAAAGAAAUGCAAGGAUUAUGAAGCAGAUGUCGAUCGCCUAAAACUGGAAAUGGUAUACGUAAAAGAAAAUGUAACUGUAAUGCAAAAAAACCUUGAUGACUUAAAAGAAAAUGCUACUGAAGUGAGGAGUGACCUUGAUGAUUUAAAAGAAAAUGCUACUAAAGUGAAUAGUGACCUUGAUGACUUAAAAGAAAAUGCUACUAAACUGUGGAGUGACCUUGAUGACUUAAAAGAAAAUGCUACUGAAGAAGUGAGGAGUGACCUUGAUGACUUAAAAGAAAAUGCUACUGAAAUGAGGAGUGACCUUGAUGACUUAAAAGAAAAUGCUACUCAAGUGAAGAGUGAUCUUGAUGACUUAAAAGAAAAUGCUUCUGAAGUGAGGAGUGACCUUGAUGACUUAAAAGAAAAUGCUACUGAAGUGAGGAGUGACCUUGAUGACUUAAAAGAAAAUGCUACUAAAGUGAAGAGUGACCUUGAUGGCUUAAAAGAAAAUGCUUCUGAAGUGAGGAGUGACCUUGAUGACUUAAAAGAAAAUGCUACUGAAGUGAGGAGUGACCUUGAUGACUUAAAAGAAAAUGCUACUGAAGUGAGAAGUGACCUUGAUGACUUAAAAGAAAAUGCUACUAAAGUGAAGAGUGACCUUGAUGUCUUAAAAGAAAAUGAAACUGAAGUGAGGAGAGAUUUUCGAGACGUGAAAGAAAAUGUUACUAAAGUACAGAUUGACAUUGAUGACGUAAAAGCAAAUGUCAUGAAAGUGCAGAAAGACCUUGAAGAGGUCAAAAGACGACAACAGACAGAUAGAGGUAGCGAAGAAGACUUUCCAAUACAGACAGAGGAGGAAAAAAUACAAAAUAGCAAGAAGGAGUUUCCCGGUAUAGGGUUCUGUAUGGAUGACAAUUUAAAGCAGGACGAACAACAUAACAACGAAAAAAAUAAAACAAUGGAGUUGCCAUCAUCGGAGAGAUGUGAUGUGACAAGAGGGCAUGAACACUACCUCAGUCAUAUAUUGUUUUUGGAACAAGCUUCGCCCAUCGCAUUGAAGGCCAUUUUAAAAAGAGAAGAGAAAAAAUGUGGGAAAGAUUUAAGUAUUGUGUCAAAUGAGAAUAGAGAUUCUUUUAAAACACAGUACGAAACAGAGUAUCUUCAAUUAUUUCAAGAAGAUAAUUUCAAUGACGACAUUGAUACGUGGGACACUCUUCAAUUAUGUGCUGUGAUAUUAGUGUUGUAUAAAUCUGAUCUAACUGGACCAGAAGUUAAAGCCAUUCAAUGUAUCUAUGAUCAGAGGAAAGAUAUUGAACAUUACGCCGAAUGUGCCUCCCUAACAUUCAAGAUCUACAACGAGAACCAACAUUUAUUGCACGAUCAAUUACUCGAAUUGAUAACGCUCAUAGACGACCAAGCUAAAAUUGAUUGUAAACGUAUGAUGUUUUCUUUUCAAUCAAUAUCAAUGAAAUUAAGCAAAACACAGAUAGACAAACUAACACAGACAAGUGAUAUCAAAACUCAUCUUAAAAUUGCAAUUGAUGUAGAUGUUGUAACAGAGAAUAUCAUUGGCGAAGAGAACGAUCAAAAGCUCCAAACCAAUGAUUCAGUACCAGAUGAGGUUGCAAGUGACCCGAGAACAAGAGAACUCUAUCAAAAAGCAUUAGAGAAAGGCACAGAAAAAGACAACACUAUUAGAGUUAUGGUUAUUGGAUGUUUUGAACAAGGGAAAACGUCAUUAGUAAGGAAUUUAUUAAAACAGUCAAUUGAUGGAGUUGAAACAACAAACGGUAUUGAAUUGCAUAAAUGUACGGUUAUCAGCGAUGAGGAAUGGAAGAAGUUAGACAAUGAAGAUCUUAAUAAAGAGACAAUUAAGCGCUUGGUAAAUAUUGCUCUAAAAGAAAAAAAUGACGAAACAACCUCAUUUGUUUCCAAAGAAGAAAAAUGUCUGCCUAGCGAGGACACAUUAAUAUCUAGUUCAACAACGGAUAUCUUAAGAACAAGGAAUGAAAGUGUAUCUUUUCCAAAGAGUGGCAUCGAAGACAAUGCUAGAUCUGAUGAGUACGAAGGCAAAAGAAAGGAAGGAAUUCAAGUUAGCAAAUUUCAAAUUGCUGUCGCUGCUAAAUCGAUAGUUAGGAAUGAAAAAGUCAGUUACGAAAACUUAACUUCAUUCCAUACUGAAUUAGAAAGAUCUGAAUCCAUUCAGCGUAAAAUUAACCUUGAAAACAACGUCACGUUAAACAUAUGGGACUUCGGAGGACAGUUUGUUUUUUAUGCUACUCAUCAAAUAUUUCAUUCACAACAAGCUGUUUAUCUGCUUGUUUUUAAUCUAAGCAUUUCUCUUGACACAGUUAUUGAAGAUAAGGAGUUUCCAUUACACAAAAAGACAAUGAGAGACUAUUUAAAAUUUUGGGUUGCUUCUGUAAACUCUUUUGUUGGGAGUAGUGAUGGAAUGAAACCCGCUAUUGUUUUAGUGGGAACGCACAGGGACAAAUUGGAUGCAGGAAACAAUAGCGAGGACUAUUUUGAGCAGGUAAGACAACUCUUUGACCACAGUAUAUGUAUUAAUCAUAUUCAGCCUGAGCACUUUGCUAUUGCAAACACAAGUGGAUCAGAAAGCGAAAUCAAUGCUUUACGAACAUAUAUAUCACGUUUAGGGCAACGACAAUUGGAAAAAGUAAUGCCGGCUAAAUGGAUUCUACUUGAGAAGGCACUUAAAAUAAACAAACAGAAAAAAAUUAUAACAAUUGAUAAACUCAAACAAAUAGACAGUAAAACGGAUAGUCCAUUGCAAACUGACAACUCAACAGAAACCAUGGAUCAGAUCAAACUAUUUUUGUCCUAUCAUCAUGCAAAGGGAACAUUCUGUUAUUUUGAUGAGAACAAUUUGUCAAACCACGUUGUCUUAGAUCCACAAUUCCUUGUUGACGCUUUCAGGUGCGUUAUUACAUCUGAAAAGUUUUGCAUAGUGCGUCCGAAAUUGAGACACGUUUGGAAGGAAUUGUGUAAUACCGCAAUUUUACGCCCAGAGCUUUUUAAAGAGGUUUGGGGACAAGACAAAGAUAACAACUUUUAUGAAUUCAAAGACUUACUGAUAGAGUACAUGCAAAAACAUAAUAUUUUAGCUGAGGCUCUAGCUUAUAAUCUUGAUUCUGAGCCGGCCGCAAGACCUUUAGGGUAUUUCAUUGUUCCAAGUUUACUCAAGGCGUCAUCAUUAUCUGCUGACACUAUCAGAUCAUAUCUAGAAGGAAAACAAUUGUCAACUGUUUCUUUGUGCUAUAGGUUCGAAAAUGAAACGCUGACCCACUUUAUUUUCCAGGCCUGUUUAGCCGGAAUUAUAGGACGAUGGCCACUUGCAAAGUACAUCAAAACCCAUGUGUUGUUUGAUCACGUAGCUGCAUGUGAUAUAGAGCGAAGACAUGCUGGUGUAUUGAUGCUGUCGGAAAACAAACUCGAGCUACUUGUUAUUAGUCUUUGUCCUCCCGACAAUGUCAAAGCUGAUGUCUGUGACAUGUUUCGACGAUACGUAGAGGCGAUUAUGAUGAAAAAAAUGCACAAAUUGCCUACCAAUAUGCAUGAAGGGACUUUUUUCAGUCGUGCGGCGAGGUGUUUGCAUAAAGAUCAUGGAACCAAAGGAAGUGAUGGAACAUUUAAUAUUGUUGCUGUUGACAAUAUACCAUCAACGAAUGAUGAAAAAAUACCAUGUCCAGACAGAAGAAGUCACUGCUUGCAGAUGCACAGUAUACUUAAUGAAUGGUUCAUGCCGAAUAUUGAACAAGAUAAAGUUCCAAAGAGAAAAUUAUCCAAAAAAGAAUAUAGCACUCUGGCAAUGUCAAUUGGAGACGGUUGGAAACUGAUUGGAUUGCAACUUGGUCUUGAUAACGUAGAUUUAGAUCAGAUUUGUAUGAAUGAAAAUGAUGCUUGCAUGCGCAUAUAUAACAUGUUUUUGAAAUGGGAUAACAAGGAGGCUGACGCAGCUACACUAGACGUUAUUGUACAAGCGAUAACAAAAUUCAGCCCGGAACCAGUACAUGUUAAAUUGGAUGUUUUAAAAAAUAUAAUCAAUAGGUUCUAAACCGAUCAAUUCGCAAAGUGUGAGUGUAAAAACGACAACACUGAUAAGGACGUCCACAAAAAUUCAAAAUGAAAUGUGCGUAUAAGUAAGACAAUUUUGUUGAAUUUUCAAAAGUGAUUUCAUACUAAGUCAUAUUUUGCUAUAUACGUAUUUGUAUGAAAUUUUCGGUGAAAUUGAUAACAUACUUGUUAUUUUUAAACAUGAAUUCAAUGCAUGUUUUAAUAUGUUGCAUAAAUGUUUUUUUUCUAUUAUCUUUUUUGGCGGCGUUCAGUAAAAUUUUGCAAAAAGCUUAAUGUUUCCAAAAAACUCAAAUAUGUUUUUUUUCAAUGUUUUGACAUUAUACCGGUGUAAUAGUUUUGUUUUACAAUGUAAAUAUAAUUUUGUCUGAGAAAAAGACUUAUUCUUUUUUUUAGUUGCAAUUCUAUAUGGAUACACAUCGUUUCUAUCAGCAUAUCUUUGGUUGCAGAUUACUUUAGCGGCUUUCCAUAUUUACUUGU